This is a messenger RNA of Cannabis sativa, 1728 nucleotides long. RefSeq lists its product as uncharacterized. The transcript is spliced from 4 exons. NCBI's taxonomy places the organism in Eukaryota, Viridiplantae, Streptophyta, Magnoliopsida, Rosales, Cannabaceae. Gene Ontology annotation, molecular function: zinc ion binding. The coding region runs from base 1 to 1728 and encodes 575 amino acids. The record is from RefSeq and is a predicted model, not a curated record.
AUGGUACAGCAACUCGAAAACAACCAGGAAGAAGAAGAGGAAGUGGACAACACAGAAAUGAUUAUCAUCAAUGACAAACGACAUGAAACAAUAGAAAAGGGGCAAAUUUACAAGGACAAAGAAACAUUGAUAAGUACACUAUGCUACUUUGCAAUCAAGAAGACAUUUCAAUACAAAGUAGUGAAAUCUUGCACAAAAGAAUACAACAUAGUGUGUUUGGACACAAACUGCAAAUGGAGUUUAAAGGCUACAAAAAAUGGAAACACAGAAACAUUCAUAAUAAGGAGCUACCAAGAAGAACACACAUGUGCAGUUACAAUAAGAUUUGGAGAUCAACGACAAGCUACAUCAAAGUUGAUAGCAGAUUUUGUAAAACCAAAAUUCUUGAACCUGAAAAUAAAGUGCAGCCCGGCAGACAUAAAGACAGGAAUGAAAGACAAAUACGGAAUAAAGAUGAAUUACAUGAAAGCAUGGCGUAGUAAAGAGCGAGCACAAACCCAGCUACAUGGAAAUGCUAAAGAGUCGUACAAUCUCUUGCCAAGAUACCUGUACAUGCUACAGAAAACAAAUCCAGGAACAUUAAUUGACAUAGAGAAAGAAGAUGAUGACAGUUUCAAAUAUGCAUUUGUUGCAUUGAAUGCUGCUAUAAAAGGUUGGCCAAAUUGCAAACCACUCAUCGUUGUGGACGGUACAUUCCUAAAGGUCGCGUAUGGAGGCACGUUGCUCACUGCCAACACACAAGAUGCAGAAUCGAAAAUUUCUCAACUUGCAUACUGCAUAGUUGAUUCUGAGAACGAUAAAUCAUGGGAGUGGUUCUUAAAAAAAAUAAAAGAAGCAUUCGGGGUUCGAGAAUAUCAAUGCCUAAUAUCAGACAGACAUGAAAGCAUCAUCAAAGCAACUAGGAAAGUGUUCCUUGAAAUAACACAUGGCUACUUCAUCUUCCACCUCUUGUCGAACCUCAAAACAAAAUUCAAAAAAAAUGCAAAGCAUUUCAGAGCUCCAUUCUUUGCAGCCGCAAAAGCUUACACAGAAAUGGAGUUUGAAUUCCAUAUGAGGGAGCUAGACAACUUGGAUAAGCGCAUAAGACCGUACUCUACCAUGACAUCAAACAUAGCUGAGGCACUGAACUCAGCAAAUUUAGCAGCAAGAGAAACACCAGUCACAACAUUAAUGGAGUGCUUGAGGGCACAAAUGCAAGAGUGGACAUACAAUAAUAGAAAGGAGUCACAAAAAUGCACAACAAGACUGACACCAUCAUCUGAGAAAAAAUUCAUAGGGAACUAUGUACACUCAUUGCGACUAACAGUGAAACCAGCAAACCAAAACCUAUUUGAGGUGAUAGAUGAAGACAGAACAAGAAUAGUAAACUUGAAGGAGAAGACGUGCACAUGCAACAGAUUUCAAAAAGAUGAAAUGCCAUGUAACCAUGCAGUCGCCGUCAUGAAGGACUUGAACAUAAACACAUACAACUACUGUGCACAAUACUACACAUCAAAAGCAUGGCUGCAAACAUAUGAAGAAACAGUAUACCCAGUUGGAAACGUUAGAGAAUGGGAACUACCAGAAUUUUUUGAAGACAUCAUAGUGUUGCCUCCAAAAGAAAGAAUCAAGUCUGGAAGGCCGAGGAAAAGAAGAAUGGCAGCAACUUGGGAAACAAAACAAAACAAGUGUGGCAAGUGUGGACAAAAGGGACAUAACAAAAAGACCUACAGAAGAAUUACAGCAUAA